AGAAGGAACAGUGGGUGUCCAGGCACAUCAGACCAGGCAGCUCGCAGCAAAGCAAGAUGUGUCCUCAGAAGCUAACCAUCUCCUGGUUUGCCAUCGUUUUGCUGGUGUCUCCACUCAUGGCCAUGUGGGAGCUGGAGAAAGACGUUUAUGUUGUAGAGGUGGACUGGACUCCCGAUGCCCCUGGAGAAACAGUGAACCUCACCUGUGACACGCCUGAAGAAGAUGACAUCACCUGGACCUCAGACCAGAGACAUGGAGUCAUAGGCUCUGGAAAGACCCUGACCAUCACUGUCAAAGAGUUUCUAGAUGCUGGCCAGUACACCUGCCACAAAGGAGGCGAGACUCUGAGCCACUCACAUCUGCUGCUCCACAAGAAGGAAAAUGGAAUUUGGUCCACUGAAAUUUUAAAAAAUUUCAAAAACAAGACUUUCCUGAAGUGUGAAGCACCAAAUUACUCCGGACGGUUCACGUGCUCAUGGCUGGUGCAAAGAAACAUGGACUUGAAGUUCAACAUCAAGAGCAGUAGCAGUUCCCCUGACUCUCGGGCAGUGACAUGUGGAAUGGCGUCUCUGUCUGCAGAGAAGGUCACACUGGACCAAAGGGACUAUGAGAAGUAUUCAGUGUCCUGCCAGGAGGAUGUCACCUGCCCAACUGCCGAGGAGACCCUGCCCAUUGAACUGGCGUUGGAAGCACGGCAGCAGAAUAAAUAUGAGAACUACAGCACCAGCUUCUUCAUCAGGGACAUCAUCAAACCAGACCCGCCCAAGAACUUGCAGAUGAAGCCUUUGAAGAACUCACAGGUGGAGGUCAGCUGGGAGUACCCUGACUCCUGGAGCACUCCCCAUUCCUACUUCUCCCUCAAGUUCUUUGUUCGAAUCCAGCGCAAGAAAGAAAAGAUGAAGGAGACAGAGGAGGGGUGUAACCAGAAAGGUGCGUUCCUCGUAGAGAAGACAUCUACCGAAGUCCAAUGCAAAGGCGGGAAUGUCUGCGUGCAAGCUCAGGAUCGCUAUUACAAUUCCUCAUGCAGCAAGUGGGCAUGUGUUCCCUGCAGGGUCCGAUCCUAGGAUGCAACGUUGGAAAGGAAAGAAAAGUGGAAGACAUUAAGGAAGAAAAAUUUAAACUCAGGAUGGAAGAGUCCCCCAAAAGCUGUCUUCUGCUUGGUUGGCUUUUUCCAGUUUUCCUAAGUUCAUCAUGACACCUUUGCUGAUUUCUACAUGUAAAUGUUAAAUGCCCGCAGAGCCAGGGAGCUAAUGUAUGCAUAGAUAUUCUAGCAUUCCACUUGGCCUUAUGCUGUUGAAAUAUUUAAGUAAUUUAUGUAUUUAUUAAUUUAUUUCUGCAUUUCACAUUUGUAUACCAAGAUGUAUUGAAUAUUUCAUGUGCUCGUGGCCUGAUCCACUGGGACCAGGCCCUAUUAUGCAAAUUGUGAGCUUGUUAUCUUCUUCAACAGCUCUUCAAUCAGGGCUGCGUAGGUACAUUAGCUUUUGUGACAACCAAUAAGAACAUAAUAUUCUGACACAAGCAGUGUUACAUAUUUGUGACCAGUAAAGACAUAGGUGGUAUUUGGAGACAUGAAGAAGCUGUAAAGUUGACUCUGAAGAGUUUAGCACUAGUUUCAACACCAAGAAAGACUUUUUAGAAGUGAUAUUGAUAAGAAACCAGGGCCUUCUUUAGAAGGGUACCUAAAUUUAAAAGAAUUUUGAAAGGCUGGGUAUCGGUGGUAUAUGCUUUUAAUUCCAGCACUCAGGAGACCAAGGCAGGCAGAUCUCUGUGAGUUUGAGGACAGCCUGGUGUACAGAGGGAGUUCCAGCACAGCCAGUGCCACACAGAAAUUCUGUCUCAAAAACAAUUAAAAAAAAAAAAACUAGAAAUUGGAAUCCAGGUUUGGGUCUGUAGCUCAGACGGCAGUGUGCUUGUCUAACAUUCAUGAGGAGCUGGCUUUGGUCCCCAGCACUGCAUAAACUAAGUAUGUUGGUACAUGCCUUAAUUCUAGCACUGGGGCGAGAGAGGCAGAGAACUCACAAGUUCAAUGUCAUCCUUAGCUACACAACAAGGCCAGGCUGGACUGCAUGAUAGCGUGAUAUAAUAUCUCAAAAAGAAAGGAAGGAAAUAGGGGUGGGGAGAGUCGGUUGCUUACCUUCUUGGCAGGCCUCACAUCCCACACUCAUAAGACACAGGAGCAGAGACAUCCUGGCUGUCUGGAAGAACAGAAGCUUUUGGAAUUUGAGGGAAAAUAUAGUGUAGCUGUGACAAAAGGGCAUAAAAUCCAGGGUGACUUAAUCGCCACACAAAUGGAUGCAAAGAAAACCAUCCAGGUUCGCCAUGUCAUCAGCCUGAGUGAUCCUAAGGUACAGAUAUGACCAGACAAGUUCCAUCGUGCCAUGAAGAUACUACGGCUACCUCAGGACACAAUGGCCACACUCCUUGUAGUGACUUGCGUAUGUUUUUCAUGUGUUGGUUUAUUUGUUUAUGCUUUCUGAGAUGAAAUAAAUAAAAACUCUUCUUUGC
Mus musculus (house mouse) is the source of this 2505-nucleotide messenger RNA. It is a transcript of the gene Il12b, whose product is annotated as interleukin 12b. The transcript has 8 exons. The record is from RefSeq and is marked reviewed. Bases 57 to 1064 code for a protein of 335 amino acids. Gene Ontology annotation, molecular function: cytokine activity; cytokine receptor activity; growth factor activity. Lineage: Eukaryota; Metazoa; Chordata; Mammalia; Rodentia; Muridae. Gene Ontology annotation, cellular component: membrane; interleukin-23 complex; interleukin-12 complex. Gene Ontology annotation, biological process: positive regulation of interleukin-17 production; positive regulation of granulocyte macrophage colony-stimulating factor production; cell migration.